AUGUUGAUGCUAAAUAUACUAAAUCCCAGCAAAGAUAGUUGGGCUGAUUAUAUAUGCCAACUUUGCUCUAAGUAUGAAUCUUUUUUAAAUUCUAAAUUAGUCGAAAAUCCUUCAGAUCCAUUACUUGCAUUAUCAGAUGAGCAAGAAUCACAAAUUCAAAACGAUUUACGAAGGACUAUUAGAUUCUUCAAUGAUUUAGCUAAAUCGGCAAAUUUACCUUAUAUAAAGCAAAAUGGUGUACUUUUUAGAGUUGCAAGAGUAUUAACAAUGAUGAACUUGACGGAAUCAAAGUUUACUUAUAUUCAAGGCUGUGAAAGAUAUGUUUAUAUUUGCUAUCUUAUCUCAAUUCUCUUCACCACUGAAAAUGACCUACCAGAUAUGAUUGCUGAAGCGAGUGCUUAUUAUCUGGCAACUAAAAUGAUCGAAUUAUCUGGGAUUUCCCACUAUUUAUCAGAUCCGACAAGGUUAGAAAAUCAUUUUAGAGAGUUAGAUCAAAAAAUGUACCAAAUUAAUCCGAAUUUAAUGAAUUAUUUGAGCAAACAAAUGCAAACAUCAAUACAUUUCGCUUUAAGAUGGGAAAUUUUAUUAUUUGCCGAAGAGCAUGAUUACGCAGGCAUUAUUACAUUGUGGGAUCGCAUCAUAUGCCACAAGACUGCAAUGCAACAGUAUAUUGAAGCUCUUUGCCUUGCUCAUUUUGCACAAGUACCAAUUUGUAAACUUGGUCAACUACAACACUACAAGAACUGGAAUAUGCAGAAAUUAAUUGCAGAUGCCGAUAAAUUCAUGGAUCCAAACACAAAUCUUUUUGGAUGGGGAAAAGCUGCUAUGCUGUUCCUCGCAGUUGGAGUUGUUACAGCUGCUAAAUAUAUUAGUAAUUGUAUUUAA
Molecule: messenger RNA, 885 nt
Organism: Trichomonas vaginalis G3
Lineage: Eukaryota; Parabasalia; Trichomonadida; Trichomonadidae
Product: Rab-GTPase-TBC domain family
Exons: 1
Coding region: 1-885 (294 amino acids)
Biological process (GO): activation of GTPase activity
Molecular function (GO): GTPase activator activity
Source: RefSeq, a predicted model, not a curated record